UUCUCAUGAUGCUAGCAUUAAACAUUAAGCAUACUGUCUUUUCUUGUUCCUACCCAGUUAUAUUUGUCUCUAUGUGUUUCCAUUGAUUCGUCAUUAGAUAUAAUCUUUCUUCCCAUUAUCUCAAUUUCAGACUGAUUAUCUUCGGAAAAUUAGUUUGAAGAUGCUUAAAAUGGACAUGGAGACCACGGCUUAAGAUGAUGUGGCCAUUUCAGUGCAAUCCAACUCUACUGUCUGUGGAAAUGAACUCCAGCUUCAGGAGAAUUUGAUGGAUUCCAGCAAGUCGAGGUAUACUGCUCCAGGUGGAGAACUUGACAUAGAUAUGCGUGAUUGGAGAGUUCACGUGAAGCAUGAAGGACGACAAAGAAUUGUCAACAAGAUAACAGAGACGCUAAAUGGGUGUCUGCCACUUUCUAGUGAUGAGGGACUGCUGGAACUCAAGAAUAUUGCUACAAGGUUUGAGGAAAAGAUUUAUGUGUCUGCCACAACCCAGUCUGAUUAUCUGCGGAAAAUAAGUUCGAAGAUACUUACAUUGGAGAAAAAGGCCGAAAAAUAGUGUGCCCAAUUAACCCCUGGUUCGGGAGGUAAGUUCAUUAAAAAGCAUUGCAUUUUUACAUUUAAAUCCAUUCCCUUGCAGUCCCCACUUUUUUUGCUUUUGAGCUUCAAUGGUGGAUGGGUGGAUUGGUUUCAUGAGAAUAGCAGUAUGGCUAGCAUAUCUUGCUGCAGAAAUUAUCAGAGUAUUACGGUUCAGGACUUGCUGCCAACUUAAGCCAUCAUUUUGUAGAACUAGAAGUUGAUGCACAAACAUUAUUGUCGAUGUUGUUGGACAAAGACAAAAACAAAAUCAAAAUUUUCACCUGUGUUUCAACUAUUAGUUGACUGCAAGUUGCUAAUAAUGUGGCUGAUUUGCCGAUUGGAGACGCAGGAUGCUACCAACGGCUUUUCUUGUUUCAGUUUCCAAGAAUAGAUUUCUGAUGUACUACUAUUACAAAUGGAUUUUGAAAAUAAAAUUCAUUGCUUAUGCUAAACAUAUUCUGAAGAAGGAAGAUAAGAGAGGACAAGACGAUGAUGGAAAAGAAAUAAAUUUCAAUUUGAUUUGGAGUU
Hevea brasiliensis (rubber tree) is the source of this 1101-nucleotide messenger RNA. RefSeq names its product mediator of RNA polymerase II transcription subunit 15a-like. The transcript is spliced from 4 exons. Gene Ontology annotation, biological process: regulation of DNA-templated transcription. Bases 266 to 553 code for a protein of 95 amino acids. NCBI's taxonomy places the organism in Eukaryota, Viridiplantae, Streptophyta, Magnoliopsida, Malpighiales, Euphorbiaceae. Gene Ontology annotation, molecular function: transcription coregulator activity. The record is from RefSeq and is a predicted model, not a curated record.